UUUAAAGAAAAAUUUUUUAAAAUGGUCCAAAUGUGGUGUAUGGAAGCAUAUCCAAGUGGAGAUCCUCGAUUACCUCACCAUUGUUUUCCUCCAAAAGUUGUUAAUCCUGAUGAAUUAACUAAAAAGACUGGUGCUCAGUAUUAUAAGUUAGAUAUUGAAGACCAAAUUGCAUUAUCCAAACGUAUAGCUAUAGUUAAACUUGAACGAAACCUUUCAAGAGAAGAUACGCUAACUUUGGAUGCUCAAUCAACCGUUGAUUUUGAAGAUAAAAUGAAGGAAAUGUUUGAAGAAACUGAAUGUGAAGAAGACCAAGCUAGAAUGGUUAUGGAUGGCUCUGUUUAUUUUGAUUUGGAAGCAAAUGAUGGGCAAUGGAUUCGGGUACUUUGUGAAUAUGGCGAUUUAAUUUUAAUCAAAGCUGGUACUUGGUAUAGAAUGGCAACAACACCAAAGAAUUUUGUGAAGAUUCGUCGUUUCUUCAAGGCAGACGAAAACAAGGAAAAUUGA
Messenger RNA from Meloidogyne enterolobii, 504 nucleotides. The record is from the annotation of a GenBank genome assembly. Lineage: Eukaryota; Metazoa; Nematoda; Chromadorea; Rhabditida; Meloidogynidae.